Raphanus sativus (radish) is the source of this 1189-nucleotide messenger RNA. Its product is annotated as probable xyloglucan endotransglucosylase/hydrolase protein 17. Bases 38 to 1009 code for a protein of 323 amino acids. NCBI's taxonomy places the organism in Eukaryota, Viridiplantae, Streptophyta, Magnoliopsida, Brassicales, Brassicaceae. Gene Ontology annotation, cellular component: cell wall; apoplast. Gene Ontology annotation, molecular function: hydrolase activity, hydrolyzing O-glycosyl compounds; xyloglucan:xyloglucosyl transferase activity. The transcript is spliced from 3 exons. Gene Ontology annotation, biological process: cell wall biogenesis; xyloglucan metabolic process. The record is from RefSeq and is a predicted model, not a curated record.
AAGCUGAUGCGCUGAGACAAAAGCACAUGCACCAUUAAUGAUCAACUCCAUGAAACUUCCAUCUCUCUAUCUCUUUGGUUUCAUUCCAAGCAGCUAUAUAAACCAAUGUCACAUACCUCAGUUUACAUCAACAAUAGACAUCAGAUAUCUACAAAUUAAAAUGAAGUUUUCUUACGGUACAAGGUUCGCUUUCUUGGCUCUCUUCCUCUUUGCGCUACAAUCUGUGUGCGUCUAUGCGGGUAGCUUCCACAAAGACGUUCAGAUACAUUGGGGUGAUGGCCGUGGAAAGAUUCACGACAAUGAAGGAAAACUUCUUUCUCUUUCCCUUGACAAAUCCUCCGGAUCCGGUUUUCAAUCCAAUCAAGAGUUUCUUUAUGGCAAAGCUGAGGUUCAAAUGAAGCUUGUCCCUGGUAACUCUGCUGGAACUGUCACAACUUUCUAUCUUAAAGCGCCUGGAACUAUGUGGGAUGAGAUCGAUUUCGAGUUCUUGGGAAACAUAAGUGGUCAUCCUGUUACACUUCAUACUAAUGUUUACACAAAAGGCACAGGAGACAAAGAACAACAGUUUCAUUUAUGGUUCGACCCAACCGCUGGCUUUCACACUUACUGCAUCACAUGGAAUCCCCAAAGGAUUAUCUUUACCGUAGAUGGCAUUCCAAUUAGAGAAUUCAGGAACUCUGAGCCUAUUGGAAUUCCAUUCCCAAAAGACCAACCAAUGAGAGUCUACGCGAGCCUUUGGGAGGCCGAGCAUUGGGCUACAAGAGGAGGAUUAGAGAAAACAGAUUGGUCCAAAGCUCCUUUUACUGCUUUCUAUAGAAAUUACAAUGUGGAAGGAUGUGUUUGGGCUAAUGGAAAAUCAUCUUGCCCGGCGAAUUCCCCAUGGUUCACUCAGAAACUGGACCAGAGCGGCAUAGAUAAAGUGAAAUGGGCGCAGAGUAAGUACAUGGUCUAUAACUAUUGCACCGAUACAAAGAGGUUUCCUAAAGGUGUUCCUAAAGUGUGCACUUAAACUAUUGAUUCUUUGAUUCGUCAAUAAGUUACUGGCAUUGUCUUUAUAAUUCAAAUGUUUUAUUUAUUCUGUUUCAUUCAUUUGUUUCUCAUGUACGUGUGUGUGCUGGUGUAUGUACAAGAUUUUUAAAUUAAAUAAGUGAAUAAUAAAUUAUGAAAACAAUGGUUUUCGUUACCUAAA